This is a messenger RNA of Babesia ovata, 297 nucleotides long. Its product is annotated as dihydroxy-acid dehydratase, putative. The transcript has a single exon. Lineage: Eukaryota; Apicomplexa; Aconoidasida; Piroplasmida; Babesiidae. Bases 1 to 297 code for a protein of 98 amino acids. The record is from RefSeq and is a predicted model, not a curated record.
AUGCUCAUACAAUUCCGCGGCGGCGUGGUCCCUCGGGAUCAGCUUGACGCUAAGCAUCCUGCCGGUCUCCUUCUCCACGCAAUCAUAAACCUGAACAGAGCCACCAGCUUCCCUGAUGCGUACCAGACCGUAGUUGACCGCAUCCAGACCGUCUCGGUGCCCUGCCCUGACAAUCGCCGGCGGCGUGCUCUCUUCGUAGAUGCGCCUGGCAGAGGAGCGCAACCUGCGCUUGGCAUCUUUUCCUAUAGACCUGGGCCUGAACCGCGCAUACUGCGUCGUGGCGGUUAUCGGCCUUAG